ACGUCAGUGAAAGUUAAACAGAACACCGAGGAAAAAUAUGUGGCAUUUACUUUCUCUUGCGAGCACGCUGCUAAUAAAUUGCAAUUGUGUUGACAGUGCUACUGAGUCAGCCAUCCGUCGAGAAGAGUUUGAAAACCUCAAAACUACAGUUAACCAUCUGAAAAAAUUGGCAGAAAAGCAAAGUUCCCGUAACAAAAGGCUCGAAUCAGUUAUAGAGAAGCAAGACAGGAAAAUACAUGAUCUUCAAGCAAUCGUUUCUCGAUGUGCAGAACUUGGGCAGCGACAAGAGAAAGAUAUUUCACCACAGUCGGAGCAGAUGCGUCAACUCGCCAGCUUUGUCUGGCGACAUAAAAACACUGAAGACAAUGUCAAAAUUCCUGCAAUCGAGAGAAGACAGUUUAUGUCUGCAUUAAAGGUUAAAAGAUACGAACCAAACACGGUUGCCUUUUUUGCUAUAGUCUCUGUAGUUUCUUUGGAUCAUCUAGGGGGUCAUCAAAACAUCGUUUUUGAUGAGAUCGUCACAAAUAUUGGAAAUGGUUAUAACAAUCAACAUGGAGUGUUCAUCGCCCCUGUUAGUGGCCUCUACCUUUUCACAACCAGUAUACAGUCAAGACAAAACAUGGAAUUCUGGGCAGGCAUUGUGGUGAAAGGACGUGUCAUCGUACGGCUUAAUGAGCGUGGUACGGAUGGUAGACAUGGACGCGGGUCUCAAACUAUAAUUAUAAGUCUAAACAAAGGUGAGCUUUAUUUCAACUUAAAUAUCAACGAUUUUAAACUUGAUCAAUCAGUUAAGUUGACAAAAUUACAUACACGAGAUGAUGUAGCUAUACAAAACGAACAUAAUGAUGAUUCCUUCUUCGGUUUAAAAUACUCCAGCUUUGGUGGCUAUCUCAUACAGGAACUUGUAUCGGAAACGUCUUCAAUUGUCGGAUAA
Messenger RNA from Ruditapes philippinarum (Manila clam), 934 nucleotides. RefSeq lists its product as uncharacterized. Lineage: Eukaryota; Metazoa; Mollusca; Bivalvia; Venerida; Veneridae. Gene Ontology annotation, molecular function: protein binding. The transcript is spliced from 3 exons. The record is from RefSeq and is a predicted model, not a curated record. The coding region runs from base 38 to 934 and encodes 298 amino acids.